GAAAGCGCGAUCCCAUCUUUAUUUUUUCCAUUGGAAUACCAUAGGCCAGCGGAGCCAAUUGCAUCGAGCUGUUGUUGUUGGAGCACUCUCUGCGGCCAUUUUCCUCGCUCUCACACACGCACGCACGCACGCACGCACGAAAAAACAGAGUAGGCACCCUGUCAAGAGAACGAAUGGAGCCCCUCCGUUUGAUUUCGUUAAACAAGAGUAUCCACUGCUUCACCACGAAGGGAUGUCUGAGGAAGGAAGAGAACCCAUGCGACCAACACCACCUCCAGAAGAGAACCGUCAGGGUUGCAGAGAGUUUGGUCUCUCCUCUGAUGUCUGCUAUCCUCACCUUAUCCGCUCCCAGCCUCGCUGCUCCUCCAGUAUCCUUCAGUCAGCCUAUAUCCGAGGGCAGAGCCUUGUUUCAAAAAGCCUGCAUUGGCUGCCAUGACAUGGGAGGGAACAUAUUGCAACCUGGUGCCACUCUCUUCAUGAAGGAUCUAGAAAGGAAUGGUGUUGCCACGGAGGAGGGUAUAUACAACAUCACAUACUAUGGGAAGGGAAGAAUGCCGGGAUUUGGAGAGAAAUGUACUCCAAAAGGUCAAUGCACAUUUGGACCCCGGCUGCAGGAGGAUGAGAUCAAGCUGUUGGCAGAGUUUGUGAAGUCACAAGCUGACAGAGGAUGGCCAAAUAUCAAAAGUUAUGGAGAUUGAUUCCUGCAGAAGACAAAAUGUCCAAAUGCAACUUCUGUUAGUAGCCAGAUAAAAAUGAUGCAUUUAAAUUCAUAGGCUUGUUUGUUGACUCUGUUACACAUCCAAAGCCCUGGAGAUGAGUGCUAGACUGGAAAUAUCCAUCAGUUGCAUUUGAAUUGUUUCUAAAACAUUAUUAUGUACUUUUCAUGAGAUUGAAUCAGAAGAUAGUACCUAAUGACAAGCAAAAUGGGAGUAUCAGGAGGACAGUUAUCAAAAAGGACAAGCAGACAUAUUUGACCUUUCAUGAUGUAUCCAAACAAACACCACCCCAGAAUUUAGAAAGCAUUUUUCUUUUUA
Molecule: messenger RNA, 1034 nt
Organism: Phoenix dactylifera (date palm)
Lineage: Eukaryota; Viridiplantae; Streptophyta; Magnoliopsida; Arecales; Arecaceae
Gene: CYTC6A
Product: Cytochrome c
Molecular function (GO): heme binding; iron ion binding; electron transfer activity
Source: RefSeq, a predicted model, not a curated record